Messenger RNA from Pogonomyrmex barbatus (red harvester ant), 1210 nucleotides. RefSeq lists its product as uncharacterized. NCBI's taxonomy places the organism in Eukaryota, Metazoa, Arthropoda, Insecta, Hymenoptera, Formicidae. Gene Ontology annotation, biological process: regulation of transcription by RNA polymerase II. Gene Ontology annotation, cellular component: nucleus. The record is from RefSeq and is a predicted model, not a curated record. Gene Ontology annotation, molecular function: DNA-binding transcription factor activity, RNA polymerase II-specific.
AUUAUCCUAAAAAAUUAAAAUUAUUUCGUCGGAUAAUCAAGAUCUUUAAAGUGAUACGCUACUGCUCGGUAUAAACAAAAACCGAUCUGAGGCACGGCAGUGCUAUAUUGCUGUGGCAGUGAAAGUUGAGGGUUGAGGAGUUUUUUUUCGUAUUCCUGGCAAACCGAAGGGUUUUAAGAUAGGCAAAGUUUUAAAGUCUUGUCUUAAGAAACAUGCCACGAUGCUUGAUAAAAUCGAUGGCACGGUAUCAGCGGACCGACAGUUCAAAUGAAGAGACCGAAUUUCCAUGGCUGCCACCAACUGUGGACCUCAAGCGAAAAAAUCAUACAAAGGAUGUGACAUCUAAGACGAGCAAUAUCUGGGCUUGUUCCGGACUCCCCAUUGUAACUCGUUACAGCUUUCAUAAGAGCAGCGGUGCGACAUUCAACACAGAGUUCAAUUCAUCUGGUGGAAAUUUUGGGAACGUGCAAGAUGCUUCGUCGAUCAGCGAGCAUGCGAUCGAUGCUGAUAAAGUGUCAGCGAUAUUCCUCGAUGGGAUGUCACCAGUCUCCUCCAAAUCGCAAGAAUCUUCAGGACUGAUAGCGCAAACGAUAGAUAUGGAAAAGGUCAUUGGAACAAAGGUCAUGAUCAACGAUUGCGAAACGCAAACGCUCUCACAGGCUUUAUAUUUGCUACCAAAACAGAAGCGAGAGCCGGUAAACGCUGCCGAGGGUAAGGCGACGUCUACCCGGGGAGGCACUCAGCAUUGGAAGAGAAACAAAACGAUGCAUUACUGUCCAUAUUGUCGUAAAAGCUUUGAUCGGCCGUGGGUGUUGAAGGGUCAUUUACGUCUGCAUACAGGCGAGAGACCCUUUGAAUGCCCAGUUUGUCACAAGUCCUUUGCUGAUCGUUCAAAUCUUCGCGCACAUCAAAGGACACGUAAUCAUCAUCAGUGGCAAUGGCGUUGCGGCGUUUGCUUCAAAGCUUUCUCGCAAAGACGCUAUUUGGAACGCCACUGUCCGGAAGCUUGCCGCAAGUACCGGAUAUCCCAGAAGAAGGAGCCGAUUUGUCCAUGAAUGUGCAGGAAGAAACGGUGAAAUGAGGAAUAUCAAUAAUGUGUGUUGUACCAAUGUAAAAACAAUAUAUCACUUCACAGCUAUAUUCUGACACGUGCGACGUGUAUUACGCCGUUCAUAUUUCAAUAAAAAUUCGAUAAAAGUUUUUCCAUCAA